Messenger RNA from Octodon degus (degu), 4419 nucleotides. RefSeq names its product two pore segment channel 1 (gene Tpcn1). The record is from RefSeq and is a predicted model, not a curated record. The transcript is spliced from 28 exons. Gene Ontology annotation, biological process: monoatomic ion transport; transmembrane transport. Gene Ontology annotation, molecular function: monoatomic ion channel activity; voltage-gated channel activity. The coding region runs from base 259 to 2721 and encodes 820 amino acids. NCBI's taxonomy places the organism in Eukaryota, Metazoa, Chordata, Mammalia, Rodentia, Octodontidae. Gene Ontology annotation, cellular component: lysosomal membrane; endosome membrane.
UGGCUGCGACUGAAGUGUCGGCGACUGUAGUGGCUGCAACAGCUCCGGACUCGGGGCUUUGGCAGCGGCGCCAGCGGGCUGUGCUGUGGUGUGCGGACCCCGGUGCGCGGUCUGGGUUCCGGGGGCGGCGCGUAAGAUGCCUCUCAUGGAGGAAUUUCUGAGAAGCACCAAGGGGCCAGCAGCUUUGACAAGGAGCUCAAACCAGAGACUAUUUACAGUGCUGGACAUUGCAUCCUGAGGAGCGCGGGAGCGGGGAGCAUGGCCGUGAACUUGGACGAUGAUGUGCCGCUCAUCCUGACUGUGGACGAAGGCAGCAGCGCCACAGCGGCUCCCCCCAACAGCCUGGGUGUGGAGGAGCUGCUGCCCAAAAAUGGGGGCAGCCAUGCCAUCCACGACUCCCGGGCCCCCAGUCUGGUCUCUGGCGGCGAGAGCACCCCUACCAGCCCCCCCACCAGGCAUGACUGGGAGAUGAAUUACCAAGAGGCAGCCAUCUACCUCCAGGAAGGCGAGAACAACGACAAGUUCCUCACCCACCCCAAGGAUGCCAAAGCGCUGGCGGCCUACCUCUUCGCACACAACCAUGUCUUCUACCUGAUGGAGCUGCUCACCGCCCUGCUGCUGCUGCUGCUGACCCUGUGUGAGGCACCCGCUGUGCCCGCGCUCCGCCUGGGCAUCUAUGUCCACGCCACCCUGGAGCUGUUCGCCCUCAUGGUGGUGGUAUUUGAACUCUGCAUGAAGUUGCGUUGGCUGGGCCUCCACACCUUCGUCCGGCACAAGCGGACCAUGGUCAAGACCUCUGUGCUGGUGGUGCAGUUCGUUGAGGCCAUUGUGGUGCUGGUGCGGCAGACGUCCCACGUGCGGGUGACCCGGGCGCUGCGCUGCAUCUUCCUGGUGGACUGUCGCUACUGUGGUGGCGUGCGGCGCAACCUGCGGCAGAUCUUCCAGUCCCUGCCGCCCUUCAUGGACAUCCUCCUACUGCUGCUCUUCUUCAUGAUCAUCUUCGCCAUCCUGGGAUUCUACUUGUUCUCUCCUAACCCCUCCGACCCUUAUUUUAGCACCCUGGAGAACAGCAUCGUCAGUCUGUUUGUCCUUCUGACCACAGCCAACUUCCCGGAUGUGAUGAUGCCCUCCUACUCCCGGAGCCCCUGGUCCUGCGUCUUCUUCAUCGUGUACCUCUCCAUCGAGCUCUACUUCAUCAUGAACCUGCUCCUGGCCGUGGUGUUUGACACCUUCAACGACAUCGAGAAGCGCAAGUUCAAGUCUCUGCUGCUACAUAAGCGAACCGCCAUCCAGCACGCCUUCCGCCUGCUCACCAGCCAGCGGAGGCCCACAGGCAUCUCCUACAGGCAGUUCGAAGGCCUGAUGCGCUUCUACAAGCCCCGGAUGAGUGCUAGGGAGCGUUUCCUGACUUUCAAGGCCCUGAAUCAGAGCAACAAACCUCUGCUGAGCCUGGAGGACUUCUGUGACAUCUACGAAAUUGCCACCCUGAAGUGGAAGGCAAAGAGAAACCGUGAGCACUGGUUCGAUGAGCUUCCCAGGACGGCCUUCCUCAUCUUCAAGGGAAUUAAUAUCUUGGUGAAGUCCAAGGCCUUCCAGUAUUUCAUGUACUUGGUGGUGGCAGUGAAUGGGGUGUGGAUCCUGGUGGAGACGUUCAUGCUGAAAGGUGGGAACUUCUUCCCCAAGCACGUGCCCUGGAGCUACCUCGUCUUUCUCACCAUCUAUGGGGUGGAGCUGUUCCUGAAGGUGGCUGGCCUGGGCCCUGUGGAGUACCUGUCCUCCGGAUGGAACCUGUUUGACUUCUCUGUCACAGCGUUUGCCUUCCUGGGCCUGCUGGCCCUGGCCCUCAACAUGGAGCCCUUCUAUUUCAUCGUGGUCCUGCGUCCCCUGCAGCUGCUGAGGCUGUUCAAGCUGAAGAAACGUUACCGCAACGUGCUGGACACCAUGUUUGAGCUGCUGCCGCGGAUGGCCAGCCUCGGCCUUACGCUGCUCAUCUUCUACUACUCCUUCGCCAUUGUGGGCAUGGAGUUCUUCUGUGGGCUUCUCUACCCCAACUGCUGCAACACCAGCACUGUGGCAGAUGCCUACCGCUGGCUUAACCACACUGUGGGCGACAAGACCGUGGUGGAGGAGGGUUACUACUAUCUCAACAACUUCGACAACAUCCUCAACAGCUUUGUGACCUUGUUCGAGCUCACGGUUGUCAACAACUGGUACAUCAUCAUGGAAGGUGUCACCUCACAGACCUCCCACUGGAGCCGCCUGUACUUCAUGACCUUUUACAUCGUGACUAUGGUGGUGAUGACCAUCAUUGUGGCCUUCAUCCUGGAGGCCUUUGUCUUCCGAAUGAACUACAGCCGCAAGAGCCAGGACUCGGAAGUGGAUGGUGGUAUCACCCUGGAGAAGGAAAUCUCCAGGGAGGAGCUAUUGGCCAUCCUGGAGCUAUACCGUGAGGCGCGAGGGGCCUCAUCUGAUGUCACCCGGCUGCUUGAGACGCUUGCCCACAUGGAGAAGUACCAGCAAAAUUCCCUGGUGUUUCUGGGGCGGCGGUCAAGGACCAAAAGCGACCUGAGCCUGAAGAUGUACCAGGAGGAGAUCCAGGAAUGGUACGCAGAACACGCUCGGGAGCAGGAGGCCCAGCGGCAGCACCUCAGCAGCGGUGGCCCUGUGCCCGACACCCAGCAGCCCCCCGGCAGUCGCCAGCGCUCGCAGACGGUCACCUAGCGCCAGCCCACGAAGCCAUGUCUUCUAUGCAAUAACACCGUAGUAUUUUCUCCCCACAUGUCAGGAGAAAUGUGUGAAUGCACACUCACAUAUAUGCACAUGUUUGUAGAAAGCGGACCGGCAGGUACCGUGCAGUCACCUGGCCCCAGUCUUCCAGAUGCCACAGUCGCCUGUCCUUACAGGGGCUGUCCCCACAGGGCCAGGCGGGCCGGGCUUCCAGCUGCUGCUUCCUGGCCCACAUCCCCUGAGAACUCCCUGCUAACCCUCCCUGUGAUAGCUUGUCACAGGCAUAUGUCUGACUUUUGGGACAAAACCACUGAGCAGUAAGAAGGAAAGAACUCCCCACCCCAGCAGUAUUUCUCAGAAAAUAAUGUAACAGGAUACAUGUGCUUUGCGGGAGGAGGGAUAGAGCGUGAGGUUAUAGACCAGAGUGUGGUCAGGUGCAGGCAGCCAGGGCCAGGCAAGGGGUGCUGUUGACCAUUUGAGUCUCGCCUCAGGGGUCUUUCCUGUGCACUUUGGUUUAGCCCUUAAGGCUGGAAAUCCUGCCACAGCCUCCUGCAGGACACAAGUGCCAGGUAGAGAAGCCAUGGCCUGUUCCUGCCCAGGCCUCCUGCACCAAGUUCUCUUCUGCGAUGGGCCUGCCCCUGUGUGUUCUGGGAACAGAGGCAACCACUGCAGGGAGCUUGCUGCAGCUCGGUGGGGACUCCUCCCCUCCAGGUUUCUCCAUGGUGGGAUUGGUCGUUGCAGGAGGUUUGGGCAGACACCCAACUAACUGAGGGCCCCAGUGCCUCAUGGGUAGUCUGUGUAGUGGCUGAGGGUGGACAGGUGGCACAGGGUAGAGGUCAGGGACAACAGCCACCAGAGCCUGGUCCUGGGGAGUAGCCCCAGCCAGUCCCAGCCCCUCCUCCCGGCCACCUCCAGGGUGCACUCUUCCCCCCCAGCAGGGCAAAGCAGAUGUCCUAAAUUUUUAAGCACAGCCCUUUGGGAAAACACUAGUUCCCAGGGCAGCCAGGAGAUGACAUGGUCCUCUUCCUCUCUGGAGGACUCAGGAGCUCAGUGGAGCCUGGGCCAGAGCUCUCUUCCCCAGAGAGGGAACCUUAUUUGCACAUCCAGGUGCCUUUUUGCUUUUGUGUAUUGGAAUGGGCAUUCUGGGAGUGGGCAGGGGCAGCCUCACAAGGGGGCACGGCUCUGCAACUGAGCAUCUGGCCUCCAGAGCUGGGGGUGUCUUGGUCCUAUUGGGGGUCACUUGGUCGGGACAGGACAGACGCAUGGUGACAGCAGGGUUGGCGGGCCAGACCUCAGCCAGUGAUGAGCUGUCAUCUGACCAGUGACACCAGGUGCCACCCAGGCUGUGUGCUCAAGGGCCCCAGGAUGUCAUCUAGCUCAGAUGCCCCUGUGUCCCCACCUUGUAGCCAGGCAGGACCACUAACCCUCACUGCAGACCCCCGAUCACAGCCUGUCCACGGUGACAGGCCACUGCGCCCUCUCCCUGGGCGAAGGCGCUGUGAGAAGGACGGUGUUCAGCCCCUCCCCUCCCCCACCCCAGCCUUACUUCACACCACGCGGACAAUCAUUUUGUACGCAUCGCAGGAGCAAGCCUGUAAGAUUUUGUACAUUGGUGACUUGCUACCUAGAAACCCACUGCGUCUCUGAAUCUCUGGCGUAUUAAUAAUAAAAGCCUGUGCUUUGUAGGCCUUG